This is a messenger RNA of Effrenium voratum, 2763 nucleotides long. Lineage: Eukaryota; Dinophyceae; Suessiales; Symbiodiniaceae. The record is from the annotation of a GenBank genome assembly.
AUGAUUUGGCUUUUAGCGGCGAUCUGCGCCCUGGCGGUGGUUGACGUCCCCGGGGACGGCAACUGCCUCUUCCACGCCCUCGCGACGCAGGACGAAGAGGGCUGCUGCGGGGAGGAGCUGCGAGCAGAGUUGGCGGACUUUCUCGAGAGCGAGGCCUUCGGCCAGCACGGCUUCGAAGAAGUUUGGCUAGAGGAGGCCGAGCACCUGCGAGGGCCUGCGGCGGAGUGCUGGGGCGGAGCCGUGGCCAUCUCGGCUUAUUCCUUGCUUCGACAGCGGCGGGUCUUUGCCCACGUCAAGGUCGCGGGCUCCGACGUCGUGAAGGUCCAGGACAGCUCCCACGCUCUCGUCGACGCCGACGCGCCGGUCGCCCACCUUCUCUACAACGGAGUAGACCACUACAGCGCCUUGAUCGAGGCCGAGCUCUCCAACGCGAUAGCCCCGGGCUGGCCGCAGCCGCCGCCGCCGCGCUACUUUGCCCCGGCGAUCGCACAAGCUGCCCGCGGCCUGAGCGGGCCGACUUGGGAACUCCUGGCCGCGAAGUCGACCCCUUGCCCUCGCCCGCUCCGGCAAAGUCCCGGCGCCGCCUCAACGCCGGCGCCGGAGCUGCAGGACGAUGCGAUGGAGGAAGUCAGCAAAGCCUUCGUGAUCCCCGCGGCCCAGACUUCCCACCCCUUCCGCCCCCUAGAGGACGCGCUGAAGCUCCGGUUCCAGCCGACGCUCCCGCCGGCCCCGUGCGGAGCACGCAGAACACCUGGAGUCCGCCGCCGCUUGCUUUCCUGGGCCGACGCGCUGCUGAGCGUUUACAACGAGGCCGUCGCCCGCUGGCGGGGUGCUCCUUGGACCGCGCUGCGCUCCUUCGCCGAGGCGACUGCGGAGGACAGCGCGGGGGCUCUGGUUUGCUUCUGCUGCGCCUGCGUCCACACCCGCGCGGCGGAGCUUGAGGGGCAGAGCGAGAUCCAAUGGCGGCGGCCACUGAGUCGCAAGCCGACGGGGGAGCACCUCUUCUUUGGGAAGCGGCGCGAGCUCUCAGCCUGGAGACACGUUGAGGAAGGCGUCCUCUGCGAGCACUGCGAGCUGCCAGUUUGCGGCGGCUGCCUCGACCACCUUGCCCGCGCGCAGUUGCUGGCAAACGACAUGUGGACUGGCUACGCCCCGGAGCGGAUCUACGCGGAGGAGGCGACUGCGAUGGAGCUGAUCUGCGCCUCGCCCUGCGUCACGACGCUGAUUUGCAUGUCUAUGGAGGCACGGUUCCGCAGCGAGGCUUGCGCCCUAGACGAGAGGGAGUUCGCCUUAGAGCCGCGCCCUCCUGCCGACGGGGUUCCGCCCGAGGUGUUGAAAGUCGUGGUCCAGGCUGCGCUGGACAAGUUAGAGGUCAGGGCCGGCAACCAGCUUCUGGACCAGUUCCAGCCCCUCUACUUCGCCGUCGCCUUUUGCUUCUGCUUUCCUUGCGGGACUGCCUGCCCGGACGUCCGAAACACCGUGGCCCAAGAAGACGACGACAGCCGCCGGAGCAGGAGCCAGAGCGGCGCGCCCGAGGUGAACAUUCACGCCUGGGCCGCCGCCACGCAGCGGCGCGUGGAGGCGCAGUUCCGGCGCGACUGGACCUUCGGGUUUGCGGUCUGGAACUACUUGUUCCGGACCGCGGUCAACUUGCAGAAGAACGCUUACAUGUUCUCCGCGCCCAGCGCCGACGGCGGCAGCUACCAGUCCUUGAAGCCCGAGGACAUCGUCGCGGGCGUCCGGGAGAUCACGUCCCGCCUGCGGGCAACCUACACGGACAUCAACGGCGAGGAGAAGCCCGUCCAAGGGGACUUGACCAAGCUGCGCUUUGCAAACCUGAAGCCCGCCACCCGCAAGAUCCUGGCGAACGUCGAGGCCCGGGCCAAGAACAUCCCCGGGACCCACGAGGUGCGCAAGACCAUGCGCCUCCAGACCCACGCUUAUCGCGUCUGUUUGGGGACCUCGAUCUUCUUGACUUUCUCGCCUUCGGAGCGAGACACCGCCCUGAUGCUGCGCCUGGCGCGUGUGCGAGAAGAGGAUCCGGCGCUACUGCGGGAUGGCGCGAAGAAGUUCCAGGCCCGCGGCGCGCCGGCGCUGGACGAAGAGUUCUGCCGGCUGAGCCCCGAGGCCUUGGCGGAGAACCUGCCGAACUACGAGGACAGGCGCGCGCUGCUGGCCAGGGACCCGCUGGCUUGUGCGGAGGGCUUCAGGUUCUGCCCGCGCUGCCCGAACUGCGCGACUUCGGGGCAGCCUUGCAGCGAAGCGUUCGGGAGCAACGCCGUGGCCGGCGGCGGCGUGCUGGGCAGAGUUGACGCGGCGUUUGGCUCCAUCGAGUGUCAAAAGAGCGGAGCCCUCCGCGCCCACACGCAAGUGUUCGUCCAGCGCCGCCAUCAGCGCGGGUCGCUGGCCGGCCUCCUUGACUUGGGUAAGCCCGAGCUCCGAACCUUGCUGCAAAGGUAUGCUUCCUACACUGCCCACGUCCGGCGCUCCGUCUACUGCGACCUGCACGGCUGGGAGCGCGAUCGGGCCGCUGCGGAGGAGGAGUGGCCGGAGUACAAGGACUGCGCCUUGAUGUUGAGCCGGCCCGAGGAGUAUACUUGGCGGAGGACGUGGAGCAGCUGCAGCAGCGCAAGCAACAUCAUGCGCAUCUCCCUGCCGGCCCAGGCGGCGAGCGGCGGCCCCUACCAUCACGCUCCAAAGCUGUAUAAAGGACAGCUGCGGCAACAAACGAGAGCUUCGUGUAGUCGGCGAUGUCGUUUGUAG